Dendronephthya gigantea is the source of this 1043-nucleotide messenger RNA. RefSeq lists its product as uncharacterized. The record is from RefSeq and is a predicted model, not a curated record. Bases 25 to 744 code for a protein of 239 amino acids. The transcript has 4 exons. NCBI's taxonomy places the organism in Eukaryota, Metazoa, Cnidaria, Anthozoa, Malacalcyonacea, Nephtheidae.
UUCUACGAAAUAUAUGAUCGUACCAUGGAUAUCCAUGUUACUGGCUCAUUCGGAAAUAGUGGCAGGUUGACAUUUACGGUAUAUAACGCUACACUAACUUCCAAUGGCACAUUUUUUGCUCUAUUGUACAAAAAAGAGAGACUUCAACCACACUAUGGAUAUCCUAUACAAAUUCUAAAAGUGGUUGUCGUUAUCAAAGGUAUUAUAACGUCAAUUUCUUCACGCACUGAACCUACUAUAGAAACCAUGAAAAUGAAUCAAUCUACAACGAAAGUAAAUCAACCUACAACGAAAGUACAUCAACCUGCAACGAAAGUAAAUCAACCUACAACAAAAGUACAUCAACCUACAACGAAAGUAAAUCAACCUACAACGAAAGUACAUCAAACUCCAACGAAAGUAAAUCAACCUACAACGAAAGUAAAUCAACCUACAACGAAAGUAAAUCGAGCUACAACGAAAGUAAAUCAACCCACAACGAAAGUAAAUCGACCUACAACGAAAGUAAAUCAACCUACAACGAAAGUACAUCGACGUACAACAGAAGCAAAACAAGCAAAAACGAAUGAAUCAACAACAAUAGUCAUAGGGUUCUCGCAUGGUAUUGGUUGGUGGUUAGUUUUGCUGUUAUCAUGUCUCAUUUUUUCUGUUGUUUUCUUCACUGUUGUUCUAUUUAUCCACUAUACUGGUAAUCCACGCAUUUCUACGUGGUACAUGCAUCUUUGCAAUGUUGGAAAAUACUGAUGGUUAGAUAUAGAUUUAUAACAAAAAACUAGUUGAGUUAUAUUAGAGUUGCAUUCUCCAUGCAUUUGACUUUAAAUUUAAUCUGACUCCUCAACAGUCCCUUGUGAUUCUGUACUCAGGAGAAUCAUCCUACGUCAGAAAAUAAUAUUUAGUAUGUAAUACUUUUUAUAUUUGGAGAGGAUCGUACAACCUCGUUCUCAGGGUCUUUUGAGGAUCGUAUAGCUUUUAUUCAACUCGUUAUUUCAUUUCCGCCAUGAUUCGCUAUAUAUGUAAAGGCGCACAUGGAGACCGGAAGCGAU